Messenger RNA from Monodelphis domestica (gray short-tailed opossum), 1807 nucleotides. RefSeq names its product nmrA-like family domain-containing protein 1. Gene Ontology annotation, cellular component: nucleus. The record is from RefSeq and is a predicted model, not a curated record. Lineage: Eukaryota; Metazoa; Chordata; Mammalia; Didelphimorphia; Didelphidae.
CUGACAUGCACUGACUUGAAAGGUGGGACUCUCCAGUUUGGUGCUGAGGCUGAAUAAAGGAAAACCUCUCACACUCUCUCCUUCCAUUGCUCUAGUUCAGAACCAUGGCCAACAAGAAAGUCAUCGUUGUGUUUGGGGCAACAGGUUCUCAGGGUGGUUCUGUGGCCAGAGCCAUUUUGGAGGGCAAAGACUUUUCUGUAAGAGCAGUGACUCGGGAUGUGACCAGACCUUCUGCCCUGGCCCUAAAAGAACUGGGAGCUGAGGUGGUGAAGUGUGACCUGAAUGACCAAGAGUCCUUGAAGGGAAUCCUAAAAGGUGCCUAUGGAACCUUUCUGGUGACCAACUUCUGGGAUGACUUCAACAAAGAGAAGGAAGUGAAACAGGGGAAGAUGGUGGCUGAUGCCAGUAAACAACUGGGCUUGAAGCAUGUGGUAUACAGUGGCCUGGAGAAUGUAAAGAAGUUGACCAAAGGAAAACUAGAGGUGAAGCAUUUUGAUGGGAAAGGAGAAGUGGAAGAGUAUUUUUGGUCCAUUGGAGUUCCCAUGACCAGUGUCAGGAUAUCAGCCUACUUUGAAAACUUCCUAAACAUCUGGAAACCUGUGAAGGCAUCUGAUGGCGACUACUACAACUUGAUGUUGCCUAUGAAGGACAUCCCCAUGGAUGGCAUCUCUGUUGCUGACAUUGGACCAGCAGUGGCCAGCAUCUUCAGGUCCCCAGAGGAGUUCCUGGGCAAGGCUGUGGGUCUCAGUGCAGAAGCUCUGACAGUUCAGCAGUAUGCAGACAUCCUCUCCAAGACCUUGGGGAAGGUGGUUAAAGACUCCAAGAUUACCCCAGAAGCUUAUGAGAAGCUGGGAUUCCCUGGAGCCAAGGAAAUGGCUGACAUGAUGCGUUUCUAUCACAUGAAGCCAGACAGAGAUGUGCAGCUCACUCACAAGCUCAACCCCAAGGUCAAGAGUUUCUCCCAGUUUGUCUCUGAGAACAAAGAUGCCUUCAAAGACCUGUAGGAACCACUGAAGUGUUUUGGUCUGGCCAUUGGUUACACAGCUUCCUCCAUGACAAUUUUAAAGCCACUCUGUGGUGGCCUGGUGUGGUGGUCAGAAGGCUGCAUCUGCAGUGAGGAGAUCUGGGUUCAAAUCUUGGCUUUGCCACUUAUAAUCUCUGUGACAUUAAAAAAAUUAUUUGACUUCUCUGGGACUUAGUUUUCCCAUCUGUAAAAUGAAGGGGUUAGCCUAGAUGGUCCUUUCUAGCUUUAAAUCCUCCGAUGAUCCUCAUAUAGGAAGAAUGGGCAAAAAUUUGAACUGACUCAAUCCAGUCCAGUGGAAAGUAAUUUCUUUCCAUUGCAGAAAGAUUCCUUUUCAUCAGGGGAGAAUGAAGGCCUAAUUUCUAGAAUUUACCCAGGGGCAUCAGGGUAUGAUAGAUGGAUAAAGGGCUGGAUUUGUUAUCAGAAGAUCAUAGAUUUAGACCUGGGAAGGAACUUAGAGGUCAUCUAGUCUGAGGUCCAGACAAGGGGAGUGACUUCUCCAAGGUCAUACAAAUAAUAAGUAGCAGAGCUGCAACCUGAACCCAGAUCUGACUCCCAAUAGAACAUUCUUUCUACUGCACCAUGUCAGGAAGGCUCAGGUUGUAAUCCUGCCCCUGACACUGAGAAAUGAGAUCAUGAGUGGCUUCACCUCUUUAAUCCUCAAUUUGGUUAUCUAUAAAAUGGAAAUAAUUAUACUUGUAGUUCCUCAUAUGAUUGCUGAGAGGCACAGAUGAGAUUCAUAUCUGUUAAGGGCUUUAGAAACAUUAAAAUGCAUAAUAUCUGUUA